Messenger RNA from Pseudomyrmex gracilis, 5124 nucleotides. RefSeq names its product ER degradation-enhancing alpha-mannosidase-like protein 3 (gene Edem2). The transcript has 17 exons. Lineage: Eukaryota; Metazoa; Arthropoda; Insecta; Hymenoptera; Formicidae. The record is from RefSeq and is a predicted model, not a curated record. Bases 859 to 4938 code for a protein of 1359 amino acids. Gene Ontology annotation, biological process: mannose trimming involved in glycoprotein ERAD pathway; carbohydrate metabolic process; endoplasmic reticulum mannose trimming. Gene Ontology annotation, cellular component: endoplasmic reticulum; membrane. Gene Ontology annotation, molecular function: calcium ion binding; mannosyl-oligosaccharide 1,2-alpha-mannosidase activity.
GUUGGUCGGAGGUUACUUGACUAAAUAGCGAUAAUUAUGUCAGAUGUGGGGAAAUUGCCGUUCUAUUGCGGCUAGUUAGUCACGACGAGUUGUAAGAGGGUUUAGAGUGAAUGCGCGAAAAGCGUCUGUCGCGAUUGAUUGUAAAAAAAAAAUCGCUGAGAAACAGGCAAAGUUGAUCCGCGACGAGAAACAUAUGGUGAGGGUUCUUGCGCGUCGCACCAGACGGGAAAACCGUCUUGCCAACAUCAUCUGGCCUUGAUGCAAAUACGUAAUCAGCUGUCCUUGCCACUCGCUUAUCUCUUCUGAUAACGACGACGACGACAACGACUCGCACAACCACCGUCUUUUCUUCGUUCGCCAGUUUAUCGCCUUUUUUUUAAACCGCUCUUCCGCACGUUUGUUGCUCCUCUAGGAAGCGACCGCCAAAAAAAGCUUUUUCUCGGAGAGAAGAAAAAAUUUGUCGAUCUUUAGGUGGUCUAUUUGCUCGCAAUAUAUCGCGUGAUUACGAUCUAAAAUUUAUGAUUUGUUGUUGCAGUUGCAUGAGAGAUGAAUACCGUUUGCCUAGAUAAGUGAUAAAUUCAUUGAAUGAUUCGGUAAAUUUAUAUACGUACCUUAUACACACAAUAGUGAUUUGAAAAUCAACGAUACACGUACUUAUUUAUGUGAUAACAGGAAAAAAAAGAGUGAAAAGAUAAGUUCAAAAAGCCUUAUGUGUGGUGUAUCUGUGAUUAAUAUUUUCCAUAUUACAAUGGAAUCUUUGAAAUGAGAUGGAAUAAUUGGAAAAGACUUUGCUGGACAAUGUGUGCUACUUCAAAUGUGAUAUCUUGACAAACAGGGGACUUAUUUUUCUUGACAACAAUGGCGUGUGAGGCUCUUAUUUGGGGACUGUUGUUCAUAGGAUGCAGUAUACAGAUGUUAAGGGCGCUAUCCGAAGAUGAUCCAAUAGAAUAUAUGAACAAGGAAGAAAGAGAAGCAUUGAAGGAAGAAGCGAGAGAUAUGUUUUAUCAUGCAUACAAUGCAUAUAUGGAUAAUGCAUAUCCUGCUGAUGAACUAAUGCCAUUAAGCUGCAAAGGACGAUACAGAGGCUCGGAAAGAGACAGGGGUGAUAUAGAUUCUACAUUGGGAAAUUUUUCACUUACUUUGGUGGAUACACUAGAUACAUUAGUGGUGCUGGGAGAUUUGGGAGAAUUCGAGAACGCAGUCAGACUUGUUGGUAGGGAUGUAAGCUUUGAUACAGAUGUUAUUGUUUCUCUGUUUGAGACAAAUAUUAGAAUGCUUGGAGGUCUUCUUAGCGGUCAUAUAUUAGCUGAAUAUCUACAACAGAGAGCUGAUAUAAUGCCAUGGUACAGAGGAGAACUUCUGGACUUAGCUAAAGACUUGGGAUAUAGAUUUUUACCUGCAUUCAACACAACUACCGGAAUACCUUAUGGCAGGAUAAAUUUAAAACAUGGUAUGAAAGGAGUUCCUAUGGAAGUGUCAAGAGAAACAUGCACCGCUUGUGCAGGUAGCAUGAUAUUAGAAAUGGCUGCUCUGUCACGAUUAACAGGCGAACCGAUUUUUGAAGAAAAGGCGCAAAAAGCUAUGGACGUUUUGUGGCGAAUGAGACAUCGUGGUACGGACUUGAUGGGAUCUGUGCUAAAUGUUAACUCUGGAGAUUGGGUAAGAAGAGAUUCUGGCGUUGGUGCUGGCAUAGACUCUUACUACGAAUAUUGUCUGAAGGCAUACAUUUUACUUGGUGAUGAGAAAUAUUUAGGACGUUUUAACAAACAUUAUCAGGCUGUGAUGAAGUAUGUCAGUCAAGGGCCGAUGUUGUUAGAUGUACACAUGCACAGACCGAAUACAAAUUCAAAGAAUUUUAUGGAUGCUUUAUUGGCCUUUUGGCCAGGUUUGCAGGUGCUCAAAGGUGAUAUCAAACCUGCCGUGGAAACGCAUGAAAUGUUGUAUCAAGUUAUGCAGAGACACAACUUCAUACCGGAGGCAUUUACCACUGACUUUCAGGUGCACUGGGGACAUCACCCGCUGAGACCGGAAUUUCUAGAGUCAACGUACUUCCUGUACCGAGCGACGGGCGAUCAUUAUUACUUGGGAGUCGGACGUAAGGUACUCAAAAGUCUGCAAACGUAUGCAAGAGUGCCGUGCGGUUACGCAGCCGUAUCAGAUGUUAGAACUAAUAAACACGAUGACACGAUGGAUAGCUUCGUAUUGUCCGAGACAUUUAAAUACUUAUUUUUAUUAUUCGCGGAACCAGGGGAAUUGGUUUUAGACUUGGACGAGUUUAUUUUUACCACCGAGGGCCAUUUGUUGCCGCUCACGCUCGCCUCUGUAAGAUCAAAUAUUUCAUCUGAUUUCGAGCGCGAUAUUGUGCACGUGGACGAGUUUGAUCGCACUUGCCCAAAUAGUUUGCACUUGUUCCCGGCGUCGGUGAGACAACCCCUAAGGAAUAUGGUAGAAGAUGUCUGUCCGCGACGAGCGAUCAAACGAAGAUUAAGCGCGUCACAAUUUCAAGCGAAUAACUUGGAACAUCUGAAAAUAUUGAGCGAUAUGGGAAUAACAACUUUAACACUUGCAGACGGGAGGGUUCAGCUUUUGCACACAUUUUCUAAUGCAAAAACGCCGCAAGAUUCGGAAGAAGGAUUGCUGUUCAUGCAAGAAAUGGUCGAGCUAAGCAAAAUGCAAACGCAGCACCCAGAAACUAAACCGCAAACGGUUACGUUUGCAAAACCCAACGCGGAUCCGCCAGAAAAAAUCACACUGUUGGCUGGGCCAGCUCAAUUUGGGCCUGAAUUACAGAGCUUCGAUAAGGUUACUGGAAAAGUGGUAUUCACGUAUCCACCCGCAGCUUGUACAGAUCUGCUCAAUGCAGAUCGAUUGGCAGGCAAAAUAGUAAUCAUGGAUCGGGGAAAUUGCAUGUUUAUAGAAAAGGCACGAAGAAUUCAACGAGCUGGUGCAAUUGCCGGAAUAGUAUUGGAUAAUGUUGCUGGUUCGAGCGCGGCAACUUCGCCCAUGUUUGCAAUGUCUGGCGACGGAAAAGAGGUGGAUGAUGUCACGAUUCCUGUUGUAUUUCUCUUUUUCACGGAAGCAGCUGAGUUGAUGAAGGCUAUUAAUGCAGCGGAUGGCGAUCUAACUGUUACUCUCGGGGCGUAUUCUAAAGAAGAAGUUCAACUCAAAGCACCAACUGAUCUGUCACUUUUCGAACGUUUAAAAGGAUCUUUAAAAUCGUUUCUUAGCCGGCACAUGUCCUCACAGGCGACAACUGUCGGGUCGAGUUUGGACAUCAAGAUGCCUCUAAUUGAGUUGCAAGAGAACCAAGAGGACACUAUCGAUUUUUACUACUUCCACGCGGACAUAAUCAAAGAUUCGCUUGGCGGUGAAGUGAGAAUCACUGCCACGGCCGAAGCUACAAUUAUUACUUUAAAACCAGUUUCCACGCAUGUUGAGAUUCUGUGGCAUCAGUUGAAGGAAGCGUUCGUUAAUAAGAUAUUCCUCAACAGUAAACAAAACAAAGGUAUAAGGAUCAGAAGUUUCAUUCUGGAGAGUUACUACAAUUGGGUGAAUAAGGCGCGCGGUGUACUCACCAAAACAUCAUUAUCUUACAAAGUUCGGUGGUUCUUAAGUGAACUGCUGGUCGUUGCGCCAAACUCAUCUGUUAAGAAGAUGUCGCAGCUACUAGAGCCGAACAUACAGAAGUUGUUCAGACAGUAUUUGCUCACCAACAUGGAUAAUACCGUGCUAAGUUUAAAGACCGUAGCUACAAAAUUGAAGAGUAUAAAAUCGGUGAGACCCGAAAUGGAUCAGUUGGUGAAAAUCUCGGAGUGCGGUCUUGCGUUGAUCGAGAAUUACUCGUUUCUGCGUCAUGUAAUAUCUGAUCUGUUCAAAGAAGAAGACGAGAUCAUCAAUCAACACAUCGCACUUUUGGAUUACAUUCAUGCGGAGGUACACGAUACAUAUCAAGAUGUACUGAUCGACGGAGUGCAAAGGCUCUGGCGAAAUCGGGAUUUGGAGAAAUCGGAAGAAGACGAUAGUUCGUAUUACGACGUAUUGAUUGCUGAUCUGCAAAAGAACUUAAAAAAUCUGCAAAAAAAGGAAAACUUUAUGGGAAUAACCGAGAUGAACGAUGUUAGAGUCGCAGAAUUUAUAAGCGAUAGUAACGGAGGUAAAGUGGAAAUCGAUAAGAAUGCUAGAAUCUCGAAGAAGGAUAAAGAGUCGAGCGUUGAAAAAAUAGAAGACUUCGAGCAUUUUAUACUGUCGGAAAUAGAGAAAGCUGUGAAACAUUCUCAACAAAAUAAUCCGUCGAAGCACAAAGAUAAAAGCGAUGUAUUCACAAAUGUAGAUGAUAAAAAGGAUAAGGAAGUUAUUAAAUCUGAAGAAAAUGUUCUGCACUCUUCUCAGAAUCAAAGCAAAGACGACGAUAGGAAAAGAAAAGUUGUGAAAAAAGUUCAAAAGAAGAUAGACUUGCUAUUGGACGAAACGGUGAAUAUAGAACUUGAUGAAAAGAUCAUCGACAACAAGCGGAAAAAAAAUUCCAUUAUGGACUCUGUACCGGAUCUUAAGAAGUCUCAAAAUUUCGAUACGCCUGUGAUUACGGAUGUUUCCGAUGCAAAUACAGAAGAUUUUUCCAACAAAAGACAUACUUUGGAGAAAAAUAUCGGCGAUACACGGAAUACCUAUGAAACCGAAUCUAUAAUAAAGUCGUCCGAUCAACAAAAUUUACUCGAAAACGACGUUACGUCCACUGACCCAGUGAAAGAAUUAGAAAACUCUAUGAAUGAAGAAGAAGACUUGACGGCGGUUAAGAAGAACUCGCAAACAGAUUCGCGAUCUAGCACAACAGAACCAAAUAUAACAGAGAAGGAGAAAAAACACAGCAGCAAAGAUGAUAAAGUUAAGAAAAUUACACAAAAAUCACAUUUAGCUAAACAUAUCGAUGAUGAAUUAUAACAAUAGCUUUCGGGAUUUAGGCUAAAUUAUGAUUAUUAUACAAAGAAUCAAUUUUCAACGGGCGUAAGACUAACUUGCACUGUAAACUGAUAUUUUUGCACUGUGAUCCAGAUGUGUGUAUGUGUGUGUAAUGUGUGUGUGCGCGCGCGAGAUAAAAAUAAUUAACUUUACACACAUGCACACACA